Molecule: messenger RNA, 2990 nt
Organism: Oncorhynchus gorbuscha (pink salmon)
Lineage: Eukaryota; Metazoa; Chordata; Actinopteri; Salmoniformes; Salmonidae
Product: very-long-chain enoyl-CoA reductase-like
Exons: 12
Coding region: 97-1035 (312 amino acids)
Biological process (GO): very long-chain fatty acid biosynthetic process
Molecular function (GO): oxidoreductase activity, acting on the CH-CH group of donors
Source: RefSeq, a predicted model, not a curated record
GGAAAGAGCUGCUCCUUUGUAGUGUGUGUGUUAGUGUGUGUGAGGGGUACUUUAACUAAGGAACAUAGGCGAGGACAUACUGUAUAAACCUACAGUAUGAGCAGAACCACCUUCUUUGAGGUGGAGGUUCUAGAUGGCAGGACCAGGCAACAGCUGUGUUUUCUAGAUAAGGUGGAGCCUCACGUUACAAUAGGAGACAUCAAGAGACUUUUUCACAAGUCAUAUCAACAGUUGUAUCCAGCCAGACAGGACCUCAAGCUCGACCCCAAAGGAAAAUCACUUAAGGACGACGAUGUAUUACAAAACCUACCAGUUGGGACCACAGCAACCAUGUAUUUUAGGGACCUGGGUCCACAGAUCGGGUGGACAAUGGUGUUUUUGGCGGAGUACAUCGGCCCCCUGUUUAUCUACCUUCUGUUCUAUUUCCGAGUUCCCUAUAUCUACUCACAGCAGGAUGCCUUCACCUCCAGCUCCAACUCAGUGGUCACACUAGCCUGUGCUUGUCACACCUGCCACUACAUCAAGAGAUUGAUUGAGACCGUCUUUGUGCACCGGUUCUCCCAUGGCACCGUGCCUCUCAGGACUACAGUCAGGAGCUGUGUGUAUUACUGGACCUUCUCUGCGUGGGUGGCCUUCUACAUCAACCAUCCACUGUACACGCCUCCAUCGUAUGGGGACAUGCAGGUGAACUACGCACUGGCAAUAUUUGUGCUUUGUGAGGCUGGUAAUUUCUCCAUUCACGUGGCCCUCAAUAACCUCAAGGCAGAAGGUGGGCCCAAGUGCCGAAAGUUCCCUCGCCCGACGAAGAACCCAUUCACAUGGCUCUUCUUCCUCGUGUCUUGCCCCAAUUAUACCUACGAGGUAGGAGCCUGGGCAAGUUUCUCUGUCAUGACCCAGUGUCUUCCAGUGGCCUUGUUCGCCUUCUUUGGUUUGAUCCAGAUGACCAUCUGGGCCAAUGGGAAGCAUAAAGCCUACACCAGGGAGUUUAAGGACUACCCACACCUGCGCAUGCCAAUUAUCCCACUCCUCCUCUGACCACACGAGAAAACGUUUACCAUUCUGCCUGAGGAGUAUUAGAGGCAUCAACCUGUCGGAAACGCUGUUGGAGAUUGGUGGGUUACUGUAUUUCUCACAAAGCACGAAGACCCCAUUGGCUGUUCCUUCAUCUAGCGUCAUGGCAAUGAUCUGUUAUCUUUUCAACAAAUAUCAAGGACAGAAUUCACAGAAAGUAUUGUGUCAUCACUGUUGUGGAUUGUGUAUUGAUUAUGUUUAAUUCAAUCUUUGAGACGCAGCUAUAUUGAUAAGUUAUUUCAUUGAUUUAUUUCACCGAUCAGGAUGAUUGAUUGACUGUUUCAAUGAAGCUACUGAAGGGUCAGCUGCUGUCGGUAUUCUUCGUCUUCAGACGGUGGAAAUCACCCGAAAUGAUUAAGUUAUGAAUAUACAAUUGGACUUACAGUAUAUCUAAUCUACCAUACGAUUUUGUAAUAAGUUAUUGUGCAUUUCCUAGAAGAAAAGAGUUUGUAACUUGCUACGAUAAACCCGUUUAGGAAGUCGUCUUGUAACAUUUGUUACGGCUGAAGUGUAUCAGGGCUAUUUUCAGUUUACAGAGUAAGUAGAGAAGGGGAAAUGGAAUCGGUUAACUAAGAAGUGAUCUAGAAGCAAUGAAGAAAUGGAACUUCAUCAGAUGUUCUAAGUUCUAAAUUAGAUUAUUUUCCACCUCUACAAAUGUUUGAAAGUAACAAAACGACCUGAUGAUUUUAACUUUGGGAGAAAGUUGGGGCUAAUUUAGUUAUGCAUGACUUAUGUAUCGUUCAAACUAACUACAAUCCGUCCAGUUCUCAGGUGUUAAUAGAUGUAAGGGGCACUGUUGCAUCCUGUACAAAUUAUAGACAAACUCAAUUCUAGACAAACUCAUUUUUUCGACAAACUUGUUUUGUAUACAAAGUGUACAUAUGGAAUAAAUCAUUGUGACCAUUUAAAAAGACAAGUCUUUUUAACUUAAAGAAGAGUCGUGCAAAUUUUGAAAAAAAUCAAUCAUUGUUACAGAAAAUAUUUAUUUGAAAUGAUUAUCUCAGACAAUUCAAGAAUCUCUCAUUUGCAAACAAAUCAGUUAUCAGGCAUAUGCAUAAAACUGCAAAAUUGUAUGCAGAGAAGAAAGCUUCAUGUUUAAACAGUACAUAUAGGCUUACAAAAUCGCAUCAUCAUUUAAAUAAUGAAUUCAAUUAGCAACAAAUGCUUUUAACAGUCAUUUUGGCCAGUGUAUUAGGUACACCGCUCAGUUCACACAAAUAUUUAGAUCAUACAGACAGUGAGUCACGUGGUUUGCUAUAUAAAUUCAGUUACUGUUUGAUUGGACGUUAGAAUGGGCAAAACGAGUGACCUAAGCGACUUUGAGCGCGGUAUGAUCGUCGGUGUCGGGCUGACCGUUCCGGGACCUCAGAAACGUCCGUCCUCCUUGGCUUUUGACACACGACAGUGUUUAGGGCAGGAGUACUCAACCCUAUGAGAUCCGGAGCCUGCUGGUUUUCUGUUCUACCUGGUAAUGAAUUGUCCCCAGGUCUAAAUCAGUCCCUGAUUAGAGAGGGAACAAAGAAACAAUGCAAUGGAACUGAUGUCCCAGGUCUAAAUCAGUCCCCGAUUAGAGAGGGAACAAAGAAACAAUGCAGUGGACCUGAUGUCCCAGGUCUAAAUCAGUCCCUGAUUAGAGAGGGAACAAAGAAACAAUGCAGUGGACCUGAUGUCCCAGGUCUAAAUCAGUCCCUGAUUAGAGAGGGAACAAAGAAACAAUGCAAUGGAACUAAUGUCCCAGGUCUAAAUCAGUCCCUGAUUAGAGAGGGAACAAUGCAAUGGACCUGAUGUCCCAGGUCUAAAUCAGUCCCUGAUUAGAGAGGGAACAAUGAAACAAUGCAGUGGACCUGAUGUCCCAGGUCUAAAUCAGUCCCUGAUUAGAGAGGGAAGAAUGGUGUUUGUAAAAGCAGGUAGUACUCUGU